Nilaparvata lugens (brown planthopper) is the source of this 1848-nucleotide messenger RNA. RefSeq names its product very-long-chain (3R)-3-hydroxyacyl-CoA dehydratase (gene Hacd2). Gene Ontology annotation, molecular function: 3-hydroxyacyl-CoA dehydratase activity. NCBI's taxonomy places the organism in Eukaryota, Metazoa, Arthropoda, Insecta, Hemiptera, Delphacidae. Gene Ontology annotation, biological process: fatty acid elongation; sphingolipid biosynthetic process; very long-chain fatty acid biosynthetic process. The transcript is spliced from 11 exons. The record is from RefSeq and is a predicted model, not a curated record. The coding region runs from base 236 to 1441 and encodes 401 amino acids. Gene Ontology annotation, cellular component: endoplasmic reticulum membrane.
CUAACCUACAAAUUUGCAAAUCGUGAAUUCUGAAUUCAUUCUUCACAAAAUCAAUUCAUCAAAACUAGAUAGAACAUUGAUAUUUUGUUGUCAACAUGUCGAAUGAAAUCCGUUGUCUCUUGUUUGUAUGCGGUGUAUGGUGAGGUGUGAUUGCAAAAACUAAUGUAAAGAUAUUUUUAUAGGUAUUGCUUAUUCUGUCCUAAAUUACAGAAAUGUAUUCUCUACUGACUUGCUAAUGCAAUAUUAUAGGUUUGUAACGAAUCGAGAAACAGCAAACCUGGAUAAAUUUGUCACAAAUAUGACUGUUGGAACACCCAGCCCUUUUGUUUAUUGGGCACAAGAUAUGCAGAAUAUCUUCUUGAAAGUUGACUUGAAAGAUGUUAAGGAAAAAAUCAUAAAAAUCGAACCGUAUGGCAUUGAAAUGGGUGCUGAGGGCGUAGGAGCCCAUGGAGCUACAUACUACCAUUUCAGACUUAAUUUCUACAAGGAUGUGGUCAGCAAAGUGAAAGUGGAGCAUCAGACGAAAAUUACAGACAGAUCUGUUGAAAUUGUUGUGAGAAAGCAGGAGGAUUUGCUUUGGCCCAGACUGACCAAACACAAUCAAAAACCUGCCUGGCUCAAGGUUGAUUUCGAACGAUGGCAGAGUGGAGAAGAGGAAGAGGAAGAUCAACUUCCCGAAAUUAACGGCAAUAAGCGAUUACAAGACAUACAUGGUGAUUACCCCGACCUGUACGAGAAAUUGAAAAAGGACGAAUUUGGAUAUAAAAAAGAGGACAUGAAAAAGGUCUACCUUGUACUAUAUAACCUGAGCCAGUUUGUCUUCUAUAUGUACGUAUUCAUUGUGAUGUCGAUUCGGUACGCUAAAGAGAAUGUUGAUUCAAUGUCCGGUACUUAUGAAGCAGUCGGCACAGUGAUGAAGUUCUGUCAGCUGAUUCAGUUUCUAGAGGUGAUGCAUCCUCUAUUCGGCUACACUACUGGAUCCACUUGUAUUGCUUUUGCUCAGGUGACGGGCAGAGCGGCCAUUUUGUUUUUAAUGAUCGAUGCCGAGCCCAGGAUGCAGACAAAGCCAGUCGUGUUCUACUUAUUUCUCAUCUGGUCCAUUAUUGAGAUUGUUCGGUAUCCAUAUUAUAUUGCUCAAGUCUUCAAACUCAACGUUAGUUUUCUUACAUGGCUGAGAUACUCUGUAUGGAUUCCUCUCUACCCGUUGGGUAUUCUCUGUGAGGGCAUCAUAAUUCUAAGAAAUAUUCCGUACUUUGAGGAAACGAACCGGUUCAGCGUGUCUUUGCCCAAUGCCUGGAAUUUCACGUUUCAUUGUCCGACAGUCAUGAAGCUCUAUCUCCUGUUCCUCUUUUUUCCUGGUAUGUACACCAUGAUGAGACACAUGUACAACGCUCGUGUGAAGAAGUUGAAACCGAAUUUCUGGAAAAAGAAAUUGAGAUAGGUGAAUCCGUCAACGUCAACGUCACAAAAAUUAUUUCAACGUCAACGUUGACGUCAAUGUCAACGUUGACGUCAACGUCAACGUUGUCAUCAACGACAAUGUCAACGUCAACGUUGACGACGUCAACGUCACAUAUUUUCACGAACAUUUUAUUCUUGUUAAUCAGGAUAAUAUAUCGUAUUUUCGCUUUAUAAUCUUACUGAAAACACCAAUUUGAUGUGUGUUGUUGAAUGCAUGCCUUAUUUACCAAAUAUUAGUCGUAAUUUGUUUAGAAAGUUUUGGCCAAAGACAAAAAAAUAACUAGUUAAUAAAUGAUUUGUGAAUAAUUAUCCAAGGUCUAUAAAUACAGGUCAUGACACAAUCCCGUGAUGCAUUGCAAAAUCGCCAUUUUAUGAGGUUCUAGUUCA